Daktulosphaira vitifoliae (grape phylloxera) is the source of this 2598-nucleotide messenger RNA. RefSeq names its product enolase-like. Gene Ontology annotation, molecular function: magnesium ion binding; phosphopyruvate hydratase activity. The coding region runs from base 506 to 1933 and encodes 475 amino acids. Gene Ontology annotation, cellular component: phosphopyruvate hydratase complex. The transcript has 11 exons. Gene Ontology annotation, biological process: glycolytic process. Lineage: Eukaryota; Metazoa; Arthropoda; Insecta; Hemiptera; Phylloxeridae. The record is from RefSeq and is a predicted model, not a curated record.
UGUUUAUUAUUUUUUACUAAUAAAAAAAAAUACAUUUUUUUUUCAAAUUUUAUAAUUGACUUUUUUUAUUUCUUUUCUCAUAAAAAAAAUUUGGUGGAUCCAUAGUAAUUUUAAAACACUCGUUGAGUUACAAGCAUUUUAAUUGAUAGAUUAAUGAUAGGGUAUGGAUCGGAAGCGGAGUAUACGAAUCAGGGCUGUUACGUUAUAAACGUGUUUAAAACACCAAACAUUUUAAAAUUUACAAUGAUUAUAUUGGACAUUUUAAAUGGUUUUUUUAUGUGUUUUUUAAUAACCCUGAUAGUACAUAGCAUACAGUUUUAAUUAAUUUCAGUUCUGAAAUAACAAUAUUAAAUUUUUUAUCUGGCCUAACUAGUUACUUGUUAAAGUCAUAUGUUAGAAAUAACAAAUUAUUAUCAGUAAAUUUAAUAACUAAUAUCAAAUAACUCACAUUUCAUCUUGAGAAUUUAUUCUCUCAACUGAAGAGAAAUUUAACAUUUCUUGUGAAAUGAUGCCACCUUUCUAUAAAAAUGUAAUGAAUUUGAAGCGAUAUCAUGGUUUACCAUCUUUAUAUUUUAGGGGUUUUCAAACCAGUACAGUUUAUAAACAUCCUUGUAAAGAAAGCAGACCUAUUUCAAAACUUGUUGCACGUUCAAUAUUUGACUCAAGGGGUAAUCCUACAGUUGAAGUCGAUUUAACUACUUCUGAUGGAAUAACAUUUCGUGCAGCUGUACCAUCUGGUGCAAGUACUGGUACUUAUGAAGCAUUGGAACUUCGUGAUAAUCAAAAGUGCAAUUAUCUUGGAAAAGGUGUAAAAACCGCCGUUAAUAAUAUAAAUUGUCUCAUUGGACCAGCUCUUAUAAAAUCUGGUAUUCAAGUCACUGAGCAAAAGGCCAUUGAUAAUUUUAUGAUCCAGUUAGAUGGAACUCCUAACAAAUCAAAACUUGGAGCUAAUGCAAUUUUAGGUGUCUCAUUAGCUAUAGCUAAGGCAGGUGCUUCCAGAAAAUCAAUUCCUCUUUAUAAACAUAUAGCUGAUUUGGCUGGAAAUAAAAAUAUAAUUUUACCUGUUCCGGCCUUCAAUGUUAUAAAUGGAGGGUCUCAUGCUGGUAAUAAGUUGGCCAUGCAAGAGUUUAUGAUUUUACCAACUGGUGCUUGUUCUUUUACUGAAGCUAUGAAAAUAGGAGUAGAAGUAUACCACAAUCUAAAAAGUGUUAUCAAAACAAAAUUUGGUUUAGAUGCAACUGCUGUUGGUGAUGAAGGUGGUUUUGCACCUAAUAUUUUAGAAAAUAUAGAAGGUCUGCAUUUGAUUGAGAUUGCAAUUGACAAGGCUGGGUAUCAGGGAAGAGUUGAUAUUGGUAUAGAUGUUGCUGCUUCUGAAUUUUAUGUUGAUGGUAAAUAUGAUUUGGAUUUCAAAAACAAAUCAAAAUCUAAAGAUAAAAGUCAGAUUAUUUCUACGGAAAAAUUAACUGCAUUAUACAAGGAAUUCAUUAAUAAAUUUCCUAUUGUUUCAAUAGAGGAUCCAUUUGAUCAAGAUCACUGGGAUGCUUGGGCAUCACUUACAAAAACAACUGACAUUCAAAUUGUAGGUGAUGAUUUAACAGUAACAAACCCAAAACGGAUUGCUGAGGCUGUUGAAAAAAAAGCUUGUAACUGCUUGUUAUUAAAAGUAAACCAAAUUGGAACCGUAACAGAAUCUAUUGAUGCAUAUUUAUUGGCUAAAAAAAAUGGUUGGGGAACAAUGGUAUCUCAUCGAUCUGGAGAGACUGAAGAUACUUUUAUUGCUGAUCUAGCUGUUGGUCUAAGUACGGGACAAAUAAAAACAGGUGCACCAUGCCGCUCUGAACGUCUAGCUAAGUAUAAUCAAAUUUUACGUAUUGAAGAGGAAUUGGGUUGUGAUGCUAAGUAUGCUGGAAAAAAAUUUCGUUGUCCUCAUUAAAAAGUUGUUCAUGUUUUAGAUGUUAAGGAGGUGGCCAUUAACUUGUAGGUGCAUUGUGAGCACUUAAUACUAAAUUAUAGUAAUUCAGUAUCUUUGCUAAAGUGUUUCCACAGUUGUAUUUUUACCAUUGUUUAGCACACCAAACACUAUAUAGAUAGGGUAUCCUAUUAGGACUUCUUCUAUAUUAGUGUUACUAAUUUGUUUUAGAAUCAGAUAAACAUAAAAAUAACAAAAAAUAUUUGAACACUACCAAAAUAUUGUCUGCAUUUUGUCAAUUCUUGAAGUUUCCCAAAUAAAAUGUUUAGUGUUAAUUGUUUACUAAUUACUAAUAUUUAGUUUAAUUUAGUCAAUCUUAAUAAGGUUGACUAAAAAUUAUAAAUUCUAAAUUUUUAUUUGAUUAAUAUGUUUUUCUGGUUAUUUAAGAAAAUUUGUAAUAUUGUAAAAUUUUAUAUUAAAAAUGUUUUUUAGUUAAUAAUCCAAAUGUUAAACUAAAUUGACUAAUUUUCUUUUAUAAGACUGAUGAAUAUGUGAAAUUAAUUUUAUCAUUUAUAAUGUUAACUGUUUAAUUAGUUCAAAUUAUUUGGUUUAAUAGUUAUGAAAUGAACAAUUUUUUUUAUUGUUUUGUUUUUAUUAGUCUGUAGUAUAAAUAUAAAACUUGGCAUGCA